This is a messenger RNA of Symsagittifera roscoffensis, 1024 nucleotides long. Its product is annotated as protein N-terminal glutamine amidohydrolase-like. Gene Ontology annotation, molecular function: protein-N-terminal asparagine amidohydrolase activity; protein-N-terminal glutamine amidohydrolase activity. The record is from RefSeq and is a predicted model, not a curated record. Gene Ontology annotation, cellular component: cytosol; nucleus. Bases 333 to 968 code for a protein of 211 amino acids. Lineage: Eukaryota; Metazoa; Xenacoelomorpha; Acoela; Convolutidae. The transcript has 2 exons.
UUUUCCGCCGCCCCAUCAGUUUUUAACGAGAUUUUGUAACCUUCUGCAUUUAGAUUUUGUAACCUUUUGCAGGGAGAAAACUCCCUGAUGCCACUUCGCGUCAUGAAUAGUUUGGAAUCCGGUGUUUCGCAGUGAGAGUUUAGAUUUGCCGUUUCCAGGCUUAUCUAUGAAUUGCUUUGAUUUUUUGUAACUUUUUUGUUGCAUGCGUUUGUAAAGUGCAGCUUCGCCUCGAAAGUUUUGAUAAGAAUGAGCGUUGACAAUUAUUCUCGCUGAUCGCAGUAGAUCCAAAUGAAUGAAACAGAUAGUGCAAUUGCAGUUCGAAUGCAGUAAUAAUGCAGCGAGAAGAUCUUCUCUAUACUUCGCACUAUUGUGAAGAGAAUGUUUGGAAGUUCUGUGAGUCAGUACGUGGCUUUCUCGCUGGUCAGCAUUCGCCAAACCGUCUUAACGAGUGUUGGGCAGUUUUCGUAUCUAAUGCCAAUAAAACGGUCCCAAUUUGGUGCCAAAAAGCCUCCGCUGAUGCGGAUCAUCCAGUUGUAUGGGAUUAUCAUGUUAUAGCAGUUACAACCAGCUCACUGGCUGAACGGAUUGGAUUUAAAUUACAAGGCUCGCCAACGAAUACAGGUGCUGAAAAAGUGGUAUUUGAUUUGGAUACGAAUCUGCUGUUUCCAUGUGCUUUUGAUGAGUAUAUAUCGAAGUCUUUUGGAAGCGACGAAAAACUUCAGAAAAUGUAUCACAGAUGGUUCCGAGUUGUUCAAGCCGAACAGUUUUUAGCCGACUUUGCUUCUGACCGAAGCCACAUGAAGAAGAUGAAAAAGGACGGAUCUUUUGAAUGGUCUGCGCCGCCACCACCCUACGCGCCUAUCAAAACUAAAAAAUGUGAAAAUAAUAUCGAGAAGUUUUGGUCGAUGGAUGAAACAAGCAACUCAUUUGGGACAGUUCUGAGUUUAAUGGAUUUUAGUAAAAUUUAGAUAGUUUAGUUUGACUGAAAUCUAUCUAUCUAUACUAUAUUUAAAUGCGUGUGACA